AUGAAUAUGGAAUCAUUGAAGACAUAUGUCAAGAAAGGCAAAGAUGCAGUCUUGAAUACACCAGAGAUCGAAAGAAAGGUCAAGGACGCGACUUCCAAUGAUAAAUGGGGACCAACAGGUACUCAAAUGCAAGAGAUCUCCAGAGAAUCAUAUAGAUAUGAAUGUUUCCCAAUUAUCAUGGGUGUCAUUUGGAAACGUAUCAAUGAUCCAGGAAAAUACUGGAGACACGUUUAUAAGUCAUUACUCUUGAUUGAUUAUUUAGUAAAGAAUGGAUCAGCUCAAGUAAUUAGAGAUUGUAGACAUCAUACAAUGGAAAUCAAGACAUUGGUUGAGUUCCAAUAUAUCGAGGAUGAAAAGGAUGUAGGUUUAAGUGUUCGUGAGAGAGCAAAACAAGUUAUUGAAUUAUUACACGACGACAAGAGAAUCAAGGAGGAAAGAGAUAAAGCCAAAGCCAACCAGAAUAAAUAUGUAGGUAUCGGAAAUGACGGUGGUUACGACAGCUACAGUGGUGACAACAGAGGUUACGGCGGUGGUGGAGCGCGUGGUGGUUACGGAGGUGACUCGCCAUACGGAGGUGGAGGUAACCGUGAUUCGCCAUACGGUGGAAGCGGUGCUCGUGAUUCACCAUACGGUGGAAGCGGUCGUGAUAACAACUACGGAGGUAGUCGUGACUCGCCAUACGGAGGUGGAGGCAACCGUGAUUCGCCAUACGGUGGUAGUGGUGCUCGUGAUUCGCCAUAUGGAUCGUCACGUAACGAAGACGACCACAAUCCAUACAUCUAUGGUUACGACAAUCCAGAGGAGAACCAGAAUGGCGGUGCAUUUGGUAACGGUGGAAACACAAGAGACAACAACAAUAACGACAGAUAUAAUAAUGAUAGAUUUGGUGAUCGUGACAACGAUCGUUUCGGAAGUGGUAAUGGUAGUAGAUCCAACAAUGGUAAUAAUAGCAGUAGACAGCAACAACAACAACAGAUGGACUUUGACGACCAACCACCAGUCACUAAAUCGAGACCUAGAGCUGCAAGCGGUGGAAACCUAUCGACCCCACCAAUCAGAGGUGGUAAUGAGCCACAAUUGAUUGAUUUUUCAGAGCCAGCACCAGUUGUUAAGGCACCAAUCGUUUUCGACCCAAUCAUGGAUGGCAACAGCAGCAGCGGUGGUGGAAACCAAUUCGGUGGUGGACAACAAAACCAAUUCGGUGGUGGUGGACAACAAAAUCAAUUCGGUCAAUUCCAAAAUGGUGGAUCAAACUCUUCAUUCGAUGCAUUCGGAUCAAAUACACAACAACAACAAUUACAAUUCGGUGGUGGUGGUGGACAACAAAAUCAAUUUGGUGGAAACCAAUUUGGUGGUGGACAACAAAAUCAAUUCGGUGGUGGUGGACAACAAAAUCAAUUUGGUCAAUUCCAAAACACAAAAGAUCCAUUCGCCAAAGAUGAAUUUGGAGAUUUCAAUACUAGUAACGAUUUCAAUCCAUUCGAUCAACCAUCAGGUGACUUCCAAUCAUCAAAAACAAGCUCACAGCCAUCAGCAAACUCUAACGAUCCAUGGGCAAAGAAAGAUCUUUUCGAUCUAACUAACCUUGGAAAAGGAAAUCAACCAACCAAUCCAAUCAAUAGUCAAGGUGCCAAGGUUAGAUCCACACCGGCUAGAGUUGCCACUGGUCCAAUUACAUCUGCAGGUUCGACAAUUAAUCAACAACCAAUGAUGGGUGGAAUGAAUCAAAGACCAAUGAUGGGUGGUAUGGGUAAUCCACAAAUGGGUGGAAUGGGUAAUCCACAAAUGGGUGGAAUGGGUAACCCACAAAUGGGUGGAAUGCAAGGAGGUAUGAUUCAAGGAGGUAUGAUGCAAAGUGGAGGUAUGCAAGGAGGUAUGAUGCAAGGUGGAAUGCAAGGAGGAAUGAUGCAAGGUGGUGGAAUGCAAGGAGGUAUGAUGCAAGGAGGAAUGAAUAGACCAAUGGGUAAUCCACAAAUGGGUGGAAUGGGUAAUCCACAGAUGGGUAAUCCUCAAAUGGCAGGUGGUUACAGAUAUUAA
Molecule: messenger RNA, 2037 nt
Organism: Heterostelium album PN500
Lineage: Eukaryota; Evosea; Eumycetozoa; Acytosteliales; Acytosteliaceae
Gene: epnA
Product: ENTH domain-containing protein
Exons: 5
Coding region: 1-2037 (678 amino acids)
Biological process (GO): endocytosis
Cellular component (GO): plasma membrane; endosome; clathrin vesicle coat
Molecular function (GO): phospholipid binding; clathrin binding
Source: RefSeq, a predicted model, not a curated record